This is a messenger RNA of Asparagus officinalis (garden asparagus), 2498 nucleotides long. RefSeq names its product protein MALE DISCOVERER 1-like. The record is from RefSeq and is a predicted model, not a curated record. Gene Ontology annotation, molecular function: protein kinase activity; protein binding; ATP binding. Bases 169 to 2193 code for a protein of 674 amino acids. The transcript has 9 exons. Lineage: Eukaryota; Viridiplantae; Streptophyta; Magnoliopsida; Asparagales; Asparagaceae. Gene Ontology annotation, biological process: protein phosphorylation.
UAAAAACAAACAACAGAGAUCAUCAACCCGGAAAAAAAAAAUUUAAACAAAAGAAAAUCAUCACUUAUGAGCUCUAUUUUGAACUCUUCUUCGUUUCCUCUCCGCGUACAAAAUCUCCCUCGAAAGCCCUAAUUCUUUUAAUUCUUCAUUUGAAUCUGAGAGUAAGAGAUGAGGAGAUUUAAGCUUUUGAAGGCCUUGAUUCUGUUAAUGCUUCUGGAUUUGUGUGCCUCGAUCGAUGAUGAAGGGAGAGCUUUAUUAAGGUUUAGGGAGAGAGUAGAGCUAGAUCCAUAUGGAGCUUUGUUGAAUUGGGAUCGAGAAGCCCAAGAUCCCUGCUUUUGGUUUGGAGUUGAGUGCCUCAAUGAAAAAGUCGUUUCCUUGAAUUUGGGAGGUCUUCAUCUUAAAGGGAAGCUUACGCCGGAGCUUGGGAAGCUGAUACAUAUGAAGUCCCUCAUUUUACGGAACAAUUCUUUCUCUGGGGUAAUCCCUAGGGAGUUAGAGGAAUUGCGUAAGUUGGAGGUAUUGGACCUUGGACACAAUAAUCUUAGUGGGCCAGUUCCACCAGACCUUGGCAACAUUUUGUGCUUGAAAAUCCUUGUACUCAGGGGCAACAGCUUUAUAAGUAACAUACCCCAAGAACUGAAAAAUCUAAAUGUGUUUUCUGAGCUACAGAUGCAUGAAGAACUACUGUGCUCAGCACGUAGAUGUGGUGCAAGAGAUGUUGGCUCUAGAACUAACCGGAGGCUUCUCCAAGUAGGUGGUGAGGAUAGAGUUUGGCAUCACAAAAAUGUAAAUAAUAAUAUAAAGCCUCAGGCAUCAACAGCAACAGCAGUAUCUCCAUCUCCUAUGAUGACAUUGGACACUGAAUUCGCCCCAUCAUUCUCACCUUCAUUAUCUCCAUUCCAUCCACCAGCAGUUUCACCAUCUUCUAUGGAAUUUUCUCCCUUAUCAUCACCAUCCCCAAGCAUUGAUUUUCCAACUCCCGUGCCCUCACUUUCACCAGCAAUAGAACCUCCAUCUCCUGUUGCGGAGCCUAAGUUACAUACUAAGCCACCCUCCUCAUUUGCAUCAACCCCCACCUCUCAUUCGAAUCCUCCAUCAGUAUCGCUAGCAACUGAAGAGAAGAGUACAGCAGCUUGGAAAAUCUAUGUGCCAGUAGUAGCAGGAGUGUCUAUUCUAGUGACUUUGAGUGUAGUGUGCUUUCUCUGCUGUCGAGCCAACAGAGUUGUCACCGUGAGACCUUGGGCAACAGGCUUAAGUGGGCAACUCCAGAAAGCAUUUGUAACGGGUGUGCCCUCUCUUAAACGGUCAGAAUUGGAAGCAGCUUGUGAAGAUUUCAGUAAUAUUAUUGGCUCUCUAUCAGACUGUAUGCUGUACAAGGGAACUCUAUCAAGUGGAGUUGAAAUAGCAGUUGUCUCUACUGUGGUUACUUCUGCAAAGAAUUGGUCAAAACAGUCUGAAUCUCAGUUCAGGAAGAAGAUAUCAGAGUUGUCGAAAGUGAACCAUAAGAAUUUCGUCAACCUUUUAGGCUACUGUGCAGAACAAGAACCAUUCACGAGAAUGCUGGUGUUUGAGUAUGCUCCAAAUGGGAGUCUUUUUGAGCAUUUGCACGUUAAAGAAGCAGAGGACUUGGACUGGGCAGCACGCCUUCGAAUAGCCAUGGGAAUAGCAUAUUGUUUGGAUUACAUGCACCAGCUAAACCCCCCUGUUAUUCUAAAAACACUCAACUCUUCAACUAUUUAUCUCACAGAUGAUUAUGCAUCUAAGGUUGGAGAUAUUGGAUUAUGGAAUGAAACCAAAGAAACUGAAUCACCAUCAAUAGAUGACUCCUUGCUCAGCAGAGAGAGCAUUGUGUACAAGUUUGGAAUAUUGAUGCUAGAGAUACUAUCAGGUAGGGUUCCAUUCUCCUCAGAGAAUGACUUGCAAGAACCCUGGUUUUCUUGUUACUUAAAUGGGGAUGCAUCUGUCAAAGAUUUGAUAGACCCUGCCAUUGGAUCUUAUAGAGAAGAGGAUGUCACGGCAUUAUUCGAUGUGAUAAGAUCCUGUAUAAAUCCAGACCCUGAUUGUAGACCAGCAAUGGCAGAAGUUGCUGCCAAGCUGAAGGUGAUCACCUCAAUGUCACCGGACGGAGCAACUCCGAAAGUGUCGCCGUUAUGGUGGGCUGAGAUCGAGAUUCUUUCUUCAGAGGCUAACUAGAUAUGAACUGAAUUGUGUGCUUGUGUGCAGAGAACUCCUCUUUUUUUUUUUCCUUUUUUUCCUUUUCAUUUGCUUUUUUUCCUUUUUUUUCUUCUUUUUUGCUUGUAUUGUUGUUUUUUUUUAAAGUUAGAUUCAAAGGUCAUCUCUCUGAUGAAAGAAGAAAAGUUGUACAGUUGUGGGUGCUAUUUUCGCUGUACUGUGUUAAGUUUGCAGAAGCUUGUGGUUUGCAGAUGUUUGUGAAGAGUGCCAUGGAUGCAGAGUGUACUAUAAUGCUGAAUGAAUAAAGGGACGUAAAUUUCCAAUUA